AUGGCGGGAGGAGACCGACUUAGCAAUUUGCCCGAUUCAAUCCUACUUCACAUCCUUUCUAUGUUGCGAAACAAUAAAGAAGUUGUGAGAACCAGUGUAUUAUCUGAACAAUGGAAGUUUCUUUGGAAAUCUGUUCCAACAUCACUCAAUUUCAACUUUCCGAUUAGUUACAAUGAAAAUGACACUCUUGAUUAUCUAGUUUCUAUCCAUAGAGAACUUUAUUAUUGGAGGUCUUGCAAGAAAAUUCAAAAACUCAAAGUGUGGGGCCUUAAGUAUGUUCAACGUUUUGCUAAAGAUGUUGAUUUGUGGGUACAUUUUGCAACUAAACUUGCUAAUAUUGAAGAUUUUGAACUUAAAUUUAUUACAAAUAACCAAAUAUACGAGUUUCCUCAAUUUGCAUAUAAAAAUGCAUCGUUGAGGAAUUUGGUUUUAUUUCGCUGCCAGUUGAACCCUUUUGGCAAUGUUAAGUGGAGUAGUCUCGUUUCUCUUUCAAUGUUUUACAUGGAAUUUACAGAUUGUGUCAUGGAAAAGGUAUUAUCUGGUUGA
Molecule: messenger RNA, 546 nt
Organism: Solanum stenotomum
Lineage: Eukaryota; Viridiplantae; Streptophyta; Magnoliopsida; Solanales; Solanaceae
Product: putative F-box protein At1g49610
Exons: 1
Coding region: 1-546 (181 amino acids)
Molecular function (GO): protein binding
Source: RefSeq, a predicted model, not a curated record